AUGGCGACGCGUUCGCAAGGCGCGGGGCCGAUGGUCGUCCGCGGCACCGUCACGCCGAGCAGGGCGUCGCGGUUCUUUUUGCCGCGCGUACAGGAAGCGCCACACACACCGGAGACGCCGGCGUUGUCAAUUUCGUUUUCCACGCCGUAUAUGCCGACGCCCAGCACGCCGAGCGAGCCGGACUCGCUGCGCGUACGGGUUGUGGACUCGGACUCGGACGCGGACGUGCCGCUGUCGCCGUGUCUGGGGCGCAAGCGGCGGAAAAUGGUACAAGAGCCCAGGAUCCCGUUUGCCUUGCAAGGGCAGAGCCGGGGGCCGCGGUGGGCGCAGCGAACAUAUACCCAGGAAAAACGGUCGACGCACGCCUUCUUCUCGCGCAUGGCGACGCGUACAGAGCACCCGUACUACGUCGAGUCGACCGUGCCGCAUGCCAUGGCGAGCCCGCUGUGCGCGACAUACAUGCACGCGGCGCGCGACGUCGACGAUCCCCUGCCUUGCCUGGCCGUCGGCGACGACGAAGGGCGCAUCCACCUCCUCGAUACCCAAACCCCCUCGGACUCGCUCGAGAAAAGCUUUGUCAAGCACACGACGCAGCCGCUCGUGCACGGCUCCGUCUUUGCCGCCGAAUGGCGCAGCGACGACCACGUCCUGGCGAUCGGCGGCAGCGACUACUCGGUGUCUGCGUGGGACGUGCAGCACGAGCUGUGUGUCGCGCACUACGACGCACACAACGGGAGCGCACGCGCACUUGCGUGGGACCCCGACGACCGCCGCUUGCUCGCGAGCGGCGCACGCGACGGCGCCAUCUACCUGUGGGACCUCCGGCAGAGCGCCGCGGCCGUGCAUAUCCACAAAGCGCACGGCAUGCCACGCACACGCCGCGGCACACGCGUCGCGGGCGUCACCUCGCUUGCGUAUGUCAACGGGCAGCUGGCGAGCAGCUGCAGCGAGAAUGGCGUCGUAAAGAUGUGGGACCUCCGCUCGGCGCAAGCGCCCCGCAUGACAAGUAGCGACCUGUCGGUCGGCCGCGCCGGGAACACGCGCCCCCACGGUGUCUCGUCGCUCGCGUAUGCGCCGACGCGCCGCCGUCUCUAUGCUGCAUGCACGGAUGGAUGUGUGUACGUCCUCGACCCGAGUCUCGAGGCCGAUGCGCUUCCGCCGUACGAGCCGCGGUCGCUGUACCAUGCCGUGCAGCGCCGCAACACGCUGUACGCGCGUGCCGCGCUGUACGACGAGCGCUACCUUGCGCUUGGUUGCAAUACCGGCGACAUUGUCGUCUGGGACACGGAUGCGGCCCAUGCCGCCGUCCUCCCCCGUGCCCACGAAGAAAAUGCCGAAGUCAAUGCCGUCUCGUGGAUGCAUGGCCCCCGUGGCCCGACGCUGGCCUCGGCGAGCGACGACCAGACCGUACGCGUGUGGGAACCGGGUCACUCUGUAUAG
Molecule: messenger RNA, 1440 nt
Organism: Malassezia japonica
Lineage: Eukaryota; Fungi; Basidiomycota; Malasseziomycetes; Malasseziales; Malasseziaceae
Exons: 4
Coding region: 1-1440 (479 amino acids)
Biological process (GO): proteasome-mediated ubiquitin-dependent protein catabolic process
Cellular component (GO): nucleus
Molecular function (GO): protein-macromolecule adaptor activity; protein binding
Source: RefSeq, a predicted model, not a curated record